Messenger RNA from Asparagus officinalis (garden asparagus), 4339 nucleotides. RefSeq names its product putative disease resistance protein RGA3. The record is from RefSeq and is a predicted model, not a curated record. Bases 296 to 3814 code for a protein of 1172 amino acids. The transcript is spliced from 3 exons. Gene Ontology annotation, molecular function: ADP binding. Lineage: Eukaryota; Viridiplantae; Streptophyta; Magnoliopsida; Asparagales; Asparagaceae. Gene Ontology annotation, biological process: defense response to other organism.
AGUCCCCAAGUUGAUAAUCCACAUCUCGAUUUUUCAUCCACAUCACGAUAAACUUAUGGACUUGAACUGCGCAAAGUAGUUGAUAUUCAUGCAUCCUCUCAAUUCCGCCUGCAAACCGCAACUUGAUGUGGGGGCGGAGUGGGGUUUAUCAUAACAUAAUUCGGAGUGUGGAUAUAAGUCCCCCAUUUCUUAAGUACUGUAGGAGAACCAAGGAGUUCUCUGCAACUCUCUGCAAUCGAAGUUUACAUCUACUACCAGAAAGCAAAAGCGAAGAGCGUUCGCCACUCAUAAAAAAAUGGUGGUGGUCGGAGACGUGAUUGUGACCAAAAUCAUUCAUCAGUUGAUGGAGAUCGGGCUCGCCUACAUAAAAGACCGGUAUUUUGCUAAUGAUACUACGAUGAAAGAUGAGCUUGAGAGGCUCGGGAGAGCUCUUCCUCGUAUCGAAGAUGUUGUGGAGAUGGCUGAGAGCGGGCAGCAAGAAAUUACUGGAGCACUCAAGAAAUGGCUGUGGCAACUAAAAGAUGUUGUUUACGAGGCUGACAACGUACUUGAUGAGCUUGAUUACCUUAAGCUGCAGAAACAAGUUGAGGAGAAAGCCUCAGGCAGCAAAGGACAUGGUGAUAGAGGCAGGGGUAAAGUGCGUGGUUUUCUCUCCGACUCUAAACGGAAAGCUGUAAAAGCUGGUAAAAGAGUCUUCAAAUCCGAUCUCACCCUCGGGAAACUGAGGGGGGCCGUGAAAAGGCUAGAUGAAGUCGCGGCGGGCGUCGGAGAUUUCAUCUCUACACUACAAGAACACAGACAACUGCAUCAACAACAUCAAAGUCUGAGCAUGGUUUCUGCUCGCGAAACUGGACCAGCUCUAACUGAGAGAAAAGUGUUUGGACGAGAUGAAGACACGAAGAAACUGUUAGGGUGGUUGAGAGAGGAUGUGAGCAGUACAAGUGUCUCUCUUUUCUCCAUUUUUGGCCAUGGAGGAGUGGGCAAGACCACCCUUGCACAACUCGUCUAUAAUGACGAGAGCUUAGCUAAUUCAUUCGAUUCCAAAAUCUGGGUGUGUAUCUCCACUCCCUUUGAUGUCAAAAAGGUCAUGGUAGAUAUUAUAGAAUACGUCAAGAAAAAGAGACCUGAAGUCAGGGGACUUGCCGCUCUGCAGGAAGCUCUUAAAGAUCUGGUGUCAUCGAGGAAAUUUCUCCUUGUCUUGGAUGACGCAUGGAAUGAUGACAAUCGUUCUGAGUGGGAUAAAUUGUUUGCUCCUUUGAGGAGCGGCCAUAAAGGAAGCAAAAUCUUGUUAACUACUAGAUCGGAGAGCGCUGCAGACAUGGCCACAUUGGCUUUGGGGGGAUCAAUAAAGAAAUCGUUGAAGUUAAAUCCCUUAUACGGUGAAGAUUUCUUAUCACUUUUCAAGCAACAUGCAUUUGCUGGGGUAGACUCUUGUGAUUAUAGGAAGUUGGAAUCCAUUGGCAAGCAAAUAGCAAGAAGGCUUGGGGGCUUACCGUUGGCUGCAAAGACGAUUGGAGCGCUAUUGAAUUCCAAGUUGGAUGAUAGUCAUUGGACCAGAAUUUUGCAAGCGAACAAUAUAUCCGAUCAAGCACAACAGAGGGAUGGUGUGAUGGCGGUUUUGAUGUUAAGCUAUCACCAUCUACCAAUGCACUUAAGACCCUGUUUUUCUUAUUGCAGCAUCUUUCCUCAAGAUUAUGUGUUCGAGAAAGAUGAUCUAGUCUUCAUGUGGAUGGCUCUUGGCCUCAUUCAAAAAUCUUCCCAAUAUCCAAACGAGACACUAGAGGACACUGGAAGGGGCUACUUCGACGAUUUAGUGAAACUAUCAUUUCUCGAAAAACUUUACUACAAAGCUGCCUACAACAUGCAUGAUCUUUUGCAUGAUCUAGCACGUGAAGUAUCUCAUGGUGAAUGCUUUAGAUUUGUCGGAGACAUGUCAAUUGACCAGAUCCCGAAUACGGUACGUCAUUUGCAUUUUGAAACCGACAAACUUGACCUUCUUAAAGAUGUGGGCAAACAGAAGAAACUCCGCACGCUUGUGUUAGUCUUCAGAGGAUAUGUUAAUGAGCAUGCCAAGGAUUUUGAAGAAGCGUUCAAGUCACUGGAAAGCAUUAGGGUGCUGCGCCUAGAUGUUGACGGCAUGAACGCUUUGCCAGAUGCAAUUGGUAACCUGAGGCAUAUCAGAUAUUUGUCGAUUCGUCAUGUUAUUUCUCGGUUACCAAGUUCAUUCUGUAGGCUUUACCACCUGCAGGUCCUUAACUGUUUUUGGCCGCCUAUUGGAUAUUCUACUGGUCCUGUUCUUGGUUUGAAUAAUCUUGUUAGUUUGAGACACCUAAUACCAUGUGAAGUUUACUAUGAAAAAAUCGAGGGGAUUGGGACAUUAACUUCACUUCAACGUUUGUCGUUCGCUGCUAAUGUUUAUAAAUUGAGCGAAUUGAAGGAGAUGAGAGAUUUGCGAGAGCUGAAGAUCCGUGGCCUUGAGAAUCGCAAACAUCACGAGGAAGUCAGUACGAUCGAGUUGCAUUGUAAAAAAAACCUCCUCAUGUUAGAGCUGGUUUGGUCUGAUGACAGUGAUGUGGCGGAUGAGUAUGAACUGAUGCUUGAUCGCCUGCAGCCACCUGAUAGCCUCAGGGGACUAACAAUCAAGGGAUACCAAGGUGCCAGGUCUCCAUGUUGGAUGGGACCAGAAUUAUUAAAAAAUCUGGAGUACAUGAGCCUUGUAUGUGGCAGGGCAUGGAAGCACCUUCCUUCUCUCGGGAAGCUCCCAUACCUCAUGCGUUUGACAUUGGGGGGACUGCCAGCUCUUCAGCAAAUUAAUUGUGAAGGUGGCUUUCAACAACUAAGGUAUUUAGAUAUUUAUGACUGUGAGCAAUGGGAGGAGUGGUGUGGAUUAGAAGCAGAGGCAGUACCCUGGUGUCCUCUGCUCAAGGAACUUGUUAUCGAGUAUUGUCGCAAACUGAAGGCGCUGCCCCCUCUGCCCCUCGGUCUCCAAAAAUUGGAGUUGGAUGAUGUGGGAUUGUCUGAUUCUCCAGCAUUCUGGGUGAGCAGCAACUGCGGUGGUAGCAGCUGCGGUACAGCUAGCUCUUCGUCCACGUCCUCUCCCUCCCUCUCUGAAUUGAGAAUUAGAAGGUGUGGAGAGCUGACAUCCGUGGCUGGCUUGUUCCGACAUCAUCUCACGUCUCUCAGGCUGUUGCGGAUUGAGGAUUGCCCUGAGCUGAGGAUGUCUCCAAACACAGUUACCCCAGCUGAUUGUGGUGGACCGGACGGUCUCACUCCUAAGCUGGCAUCAAUUGUGCGUCUAAAGGCUCUUCCCCACCUCUACAGUCUAACCAUUAGGGAGUGCCCCAAGCUUGUGCAAGCAGCUGAGGAAACAACUCCAGCAUCAAUAAUCAAGCGGGAAGAGGAGCAGGAGCUCACAUCGACUGUUGAAGAUCUUUACAUCGAUGACCCGUUCCUGCUCCGCAUAGAGCCAUUGAGAAACCUCACAUCUGUCAGGUGGCUGAAGAUAGGAGAUUGUAGUCACCUGGAGGCUGCUCUCGCAGAGUCAUGGCUGUUGCAGAAUUCAACUUCACUUCAACAUCUCGAGCUGUGGGGUAAAGCGAAGUUCUUGCCUUCUUCUAUCCUCCAAGCACUCCCUUCCCUCGACUACUUGACACUUGGUGAAGCUUAUGAGCUUCAAUCACUGCCACAACUUCCUUUGUCCCUGCGAACGCUGGAGAUCAGGGGCUGCAACGAGGCACUGAAGGAGCGAUGCCGGGAGAAUGAAGGUGCUGAUUGGCCCAACAUCCGACACAUCACUUACAUUCAUAUUCGUUAGCGAUUCGGUACUUUUGUAUAUGAAGCUAAGUUUUUAAAGUUUGCCUGCUGAAGGGGGAAAAACAUGCAUUAUUAGUUUUGGAGACUAGAGUUACUACAUCUUACAUACACGAGAUGCUAAAAGUUUUACCUGAAGUAUGCAAGAAAUUCAUACUUUCAGUUGUUACUGCUACCUAGUGUAUUAUUAUCACUAUAAGUAAUUCACCUUAUUCAUUGUGCACAGGUUGGAGCUUUCUUGAGACACGGAGCAGCUGCAGGGUUGUUGCAGGGUCUUGUGCCUCAAUAUAUUAACUCAUCAGUCAGAUUGACGGGAUCAGAGGCAUCUCUACAGUCUGAUUCAAGAGAGGAUAAAGGGUAUGAUGAAUAUAACUCAGUGGAAACAUAUAGAGCAAAUGAUAUACAGGAGUAAUUUGUACUUUUUUAGUUUCUUGCAGUCUUUAUCUAUGUGUUUCAGCAUAAAAUGUGUAUUAAUAUUUUGUUAUGGAUACUUUGUCUCAGGUUCAAAGGUCAUGAUAUGUUGGCACCA